CAAGUCCUGUACUUUGUACGACCGCGGAAUCUGUUGCUGUUGUGCUACGUUAUCGUCGCUUCGUGGUUGUCUAGGUCACCUCGUACGGUCCAGUUUUUGUUUUGAAUCAGAAUUUCAUUUCGCGAUGCAGCUGGUUGAAUCGUUUAGGAAUGCGCAGUUUUCCUUGAAUUUAGGACGCGUUUACCAUUUAGCGUUCGUUUUCUGUUUAGUCCUUGUGGUGCUGAAAAUCACAAAGCUAUAUGUCGAAAGACACAAAUGGAUGCAGGUUCUUCGGUCUUUUCCGGGACCACCUGUGCACUGGCUCUACGGACACGUCCACGAGUUUCAUCAAGAUGGGACGGAUUUGGAUAAACUUCUGCAAUGGGGAGAGUCGUAUCCUCUGGCGUUUCCGCUAUGGUUUGGGCCGUUUGUUUCCUUCUUGAAUAUCCAUCACCCGGAAUAUGUGAAGACACUCCUGACCUCAACAGAGCCCAAAGAUGACAUUGCAUAUAAAUUCCUUAUUCCAUGGAUUGGAGAUGGCCUGCUCGUGUCUCAGGGGAAGAAAUGGUUCAGACACAGAAGACUCCUGACACCAGGGUUCCACUAUGAUGUCCUCAAGCCCUACGUGAAAAUAAUGGCUGACAGUACUAAAAUCAUGCUGGACAAAUGGGAAGCCUACGCCAACAAAGACGAGUCGUUUGAGCUUUUUGAGCACGUGAGCCUGAUGACGCUGGACAGCAUUAUGAAGUGUGCAUUCAGCUGCGAGACCAACUGCCAGAUAGAGAGUGGGACCAACUCAUACAUCCAGGCAGUCUAUGAGCUGAGCUACCUGAUAAACCUCAGGUUCCGCACGUUUCCCUACCACAGCGAGACCAUUUUCAACCUCAGCCCUCAUGGAUACAGGUUUCGGAAAGCCUGCAGGAUCGCUCAUCAGCACACAGAGGAGGUUGUGCGAAAAAGGAAAGAAGCUUUGAAGAAUGAGAAGGAACUGGGGAGAAUACAAAAGAAGAGAAACCUGGACUUUCUCGAUAUUUUGCUGUGUGCAAGAGACGAGCAGCAGCAGGGCCUGUCGGACGAGGCGAUCCGUGCCGAGGUGGACACCUUCAUGUUCGAGGGGCACGACACGACGGCCAGCGGGAUCUCCUGGAUCCUCUACAGCCUGGCCUGCAACCCGGAGCACCAGCAGAGGGCGCGAGAGGAGGUGCUGCAGGUCCUGGAGGGAAAGGACACCAUGGACUGGGAGGAUCUGAGUAAAAUCCCGUACACAACCAUGUGCAUAAAGGAGUGCCUUCGGCUCUACCCCCCUGUUCCUGGGCAUUCCCGAAAGCUGACCAAGCCCAUGACCUUCUUCGACGGCAGAAGCGUUCCGGAAGGUUCUCUGGUCGGGGCGAGCGUUUACGGCAUUCACAGGAAUUCCACAGUGUGGGAGAACCCGGAAGUGUUUGAUCCUUUGCGGUUUCUGCCGGAAAACUGCGCAAAGAGGUCGCCCCACGCCUUCGUGCCCUUCUCUGCAGGACCCAGGAACUGUAUCGGCCAAAACUUCGCCAUGAAUGAGAUGAAAGUAGCAACAGCACUAAUACUCCGACGGUUCCAGCUGGCGAAAGAUCCCAAAAGAACCCCAAAAUUAAUCCCACGCCUGGUCCUUCGCUCUCUCAACGGAAUCCAUCUGAAAAUCAAACGCGUGGAACUCGAACCUUGACUUCAGUAGCCUGCAGGGGCGUGUCUACGGGUGGGCUGGGGUGGGCAUUGCCCACCCAGAGAUAAGCCUUGCCCACCCAGAGGAAUCAUCUGCCCAUCCAAUGAAAACUCACCGUUAUAGCUUUUUUAGCGUCCAUAGUUUUCUGUAAUUUUGUCAUUGGUCAUCAAAAAAUGCACUGCUUUCCUAUUGGCCAUUUUGACGGUAUGGGUGUGCUUAGUGCUGCUCCUUUAAAUUGUCGCGAAACCACGCCAUUUAUUCACACAUGCGGUACAGAUGGUGAAGUGAACUGCGAAACCUGUUUGUAGCUAGCUGCUAUCAGCGAUCCAAUUAAAACUGUUAAAACCUU
This is a messenger RNA of Anguilla rostrata (American eel), 2024 nucleotides long. RefSeq names its product cytochrome P450 4B1-like. The transcript has 12 exons. The record is from RefSeq and is a predicted model, not a curated record. Gene Ontology annotation, molecular function: monooxygenase activity; iron ion binding; heme binding. The coding region runs from base 125 to 1678 and encodes 517 amino acids. NCBI's taxonomy places the organism in Eukaryota, Metazoa, Chordata, Actinopteri, Anguilliformes, Anguillidae.